AUGUCAGCGCCUUUACUCACGGACUCAGACUCGGCGUUAUCGACCAAAAAUGUGAGUUUAACACCGUCGACUGAACAUCCGAACAUAUCACUCGACUUGAGCUCCACAACAAUACAAUCGGUCGAUAAAUCGACAGAUAUCUUUGAUCCAUUCAGAAGUUUUGGUCGGUUUGUGGGAAGAUCACCGUAUCUUGCUCUGCUACUUUGUAUUCCACUUACAUUGCCAGUUUUGGGAUGCUUUUGGCUUCAAGUCAAGGACAAUAUCAGGGAUGGGUACACACCAAUGAAUGCUCCGUCGAGAUACGAAAGUCAAGUGGUUAGGGAGUUUUACAAUACUACUUGUGAGUUGAUUUUUAUAUUAUGAUAGGUGUAAAGUUAGAAAUUAAUAAGUUAUGGAUGAUUUUAAGGGGAAAUAUCUUAUGAAAUGUUUUUUAAUUUUUUUUGUUUGGAAAUUUUACUUUAAAGCUACAAUAUUAAAUUUUUAAAUUUUUCUUUUUUGCAGCCCAACCAAUCCUAACAGUACUACUAAUGAAAGCGAAGGACGGUGGAAACUUGUUGCGCUUACCGCAUUUAGGUGAAGUUGUGAAUAUUCAAAAACAUUUCUUUUAUGACUUUAAAGUCCAAACUGAAGAGCAAUUGGAAACGAACGAAAGCUUUACCUACUCGGAGAUCUGCGAACCUUAUUGUUUUGUCAACAAACCUCUGGAGAUGUUCUAUGUAAGUUUUGAGGGAUGUAGGUGGUUUUGGCAGAAGAGUGGUUUAUGCUAGUUCAGUUUUUCGCUUUAAGAAAUGGACUAAAAUGAGAUUAAAAAAAUAUUAUUGACGAUAUUGUUUCAGAACGGUGUUCAUUACCAAGUAUUAGCAUUGAACAAAAGUCAAGAACUGAACCCCGAAACACAACUCACUUUUCCACAAGCUAGAGUCAACGGAAUCCAGAUUCCUCUUCAGAUGUUGUUCUUUGACGUAACUUUGAAAGAUGAAUCCAAAAACUACACAGAGCCAGCUGUUCAAGUUUCGAACAUGGAGAAUGUUGGGGUAGGUCAUAGAAAAUAUGAUGUUUGUAAAGUUUGUGGAAAUUUUAUUUUUCUUGUUUUUAAAAACCUUUUACGGAAUUACCGCUCUUCCUAAAUAAGUUUGUAGUACCUAAAUUUCUUUAAACGGUAAACAACAUUCGUUACAAGCUCAUAAGUUAAAAUUUUCAGCUGAUAAUGCUCAUUUUCCGAGGCGAUCCGUCUACACAGUACCGUGAAGAUCAACUCAGUGCUUGGGAACAGUCUGCUUUCAGUUAUAUUUAUGAAAGCGGCGAAUUCCACAAUGAUUUGAUUCAGCUAGAAAUCAUCGGAGUAAAGAUUUUGGACAAGGAGAUGAUCAAGGAUGGCAAGAGGUUGUCGCCCUACUUUGCUGUUGGCUUCGUAUUUGUGGGAUUAUUCGUGAGUACAGCAAUCUUGGCUCCAUCGUACGGUGAAUGCAAAUGGGAAUUGUCUAGGAUUCCAAUCUUCUUCGCUGCAUUAGCUUGUCCAUCACUUUCGAUUUUGGGUAAAUUUUGAUUUUUGUGUUUUUGGAAACGUUUUUGUUGUUUUUUUUGCAUUUUAUUGUUUGUUUGUUUGUUUCUUUACAUCUUAUGCUUUAAACAUGAUUUAUACAUUUUUAAUUGACUCUUAUUUUAGGUGGCUAUGGACUGAUGACCUUCCUAGGUCUACGAGUAAACUCAUUUCUACUAGUAAUGCCUACUUUGGUAUUUGGAAUUGGAGUUGACGAUGGUUUUCUAGUAAUUCAUUCGUGGUAUCGACAUGCUGAAAUUCAUCCAGCCAAAAGAAUGGGAGUCGUUUUAGCAGAUGUGGGCCCAUCAAUGACAAUCACAACCGUCACAAACGUAUUGUCAUUUGGAAUUGGAUGUUUGACACCUACACAAGGUAUGAACAAGUAUAAAAAUGAAUUUUUAUUGACAAAUUGUAUGAAGUGUUGUUUUGACGACUAUAUAACACUUUAAGUUAAUACUUUUUUUAGAAAUCCAACUGUUUUGCUUUGGUACCGCUGCAGCUCUAUUGAUCGUCUACCUGUACCACUUUGUACUAUUCUGCCCAAUUUUGGUACUAAUCGGAAGCCGAAAAUGGAGGCUAGAAAACGAACAACCUCUUCAAUUGAACGAGAAAACACCAAGAAUUCCACCGUCAGAAUCCGCUGUGAUUCGAAGAUUCACUGGACUGUUGGCCAAGCCAGCUUUCUUUGUUGCGGUUAUCGUCCUAUGCUUGUUUUACUGGUCGAUUUGUACUUAUGGAGUAACACAAAUGAAACCAAAGUUGGAUGCUGCCAAGAUUCUGCCAAAAACUUCGAAGAUUCAGACUCCUAACAAGUGGCUACAUGACAUUGGUAGGUAUUGAAGAACUGUUGAAAACUUGUUGCUUAAUAUGGUACGAUAGAUAAUAUAGGUGUAUUAGCAAAAUAUAUUAUCGAUAAAGCUUUUUAAUAUUUAAAAUUUGUUAUACUCAUCUAUUUUUAGUAUGGCGCGACUACCAAGGCGUCCAAGUCACUGUGAACACGCCCUUCAACCUCAGCGAUCAUCUGCAACGUCAUCGUAUCGAAAAGCUGGUCAUGGAAUACGAAAACAUUCCACAAAACCUAGGCCCAGCCACUACGAUGAUGUGGCUACGUGAAUAUAUCGAAUAUUUUAAACGAGACUUUGACAUUUGGGAUGUUGUCUUUGGUGGAGUCUCUGAUUCUGAUAUAGACGAAGGGAGUGCAAGUGGAGAAGAUGAACAACAAGAUACGAAUGUCACAGUUACUGCCGCUAAACUAAAGUACUUUUUGAGUUCACCGUUCUAUCAACAUUGGAAGGGAUUCGUGAAGGUUAACAAGGAUUCUGAGUCCAUUGUCGACAAGUUUUGGUUCAGUGUAGCAUUUAAAGGAAUUGUGGAGUGGUCGGAUCGGAUCAAAUUGAUUCAGAGAUGCAGAGCAUUGGCUCGAAACUACUCGGACUUGAAUGUUAGCACUUGGGAACAGAGUGGCAACGGUAGGUUUAUAUUAUUGUAGUCCCUUAUGUUGUUUUAAAGCUUUUUGAAAAUGUUUUUGUUAAUAUAUUAUAAAAACUGAUUUUAAAUUGUUACAUUUGGCAAUAGUAAACUGACGCACUUUAGCCAUGUUUGUUGACCAAAUGCUUGGACUAAACACCGUAGCUUGGCAAACGACCCUCCUUACCUGGGCUACCAUGGCCGUUGUAUGCGGAGUAUUCAUGAAAGACUUUGGCGUAGUCAUGAUUGCUUCGUUCUCCAUCCUCUCCAUUUGUGUUGGUGUUAUGGGCUCAUUAUCAUUGCUAGGCUUUGACUUGGAUCCCGUGACAGUAGCAGCACUUCUGAUGUCAAUCGGAUUGUCUGUCGAUUACACAGCUCACAUGACAAGCCAUUUCCAACGUCAUCGACGAAGAACGACCAACACGGUGGAGUGUAUUCAGAAGACGUUGGAUUCCGUGGCUUGGCCUAUGUUACAGGUAAAUAUAAGACCCAAAUGUAAUUUAUAAGCUUCAAGAUCAAAUACUUUCUUACUGUGCUGCGUUACAGUAAAUUCCAAUUUUUUGGAAUUUUAUGUCAUAUUUACUCUAGAAUAAUAUGCUUUCAGAGUGCCUGUUCCACGAUCCUGUGUGUAGCUCCGUUGUACUUCUCCUUUGCCUAUACAACCAAUGUCUUUUUCUCUACCAUCUCUUUGGUUACCGUAAUUGGGCUUCUUCAUGGACUCGUCAUCGUACCAUCUCUUCUAUUGGCACUCAGCUACGUCGUUGGCGAAGCCAGAUUCAAUUCGGUCCGAAAAAAGAAAGGCCAAUUAAAGAUUGGAACAAAAGACCUGGAUGGAUUACAGUAA
This is a messenger RNA of Bursaphelenchus okinawaensis, 3851 nucleotides long. The record is from the annotation of a GenBank genome assembly. NCBI's taxonomy places the organism in Eukaryota, Metazoa, Nematoda, Chromadorea, Rhabditida, Aphelenchoididae.